GAGGAGUUUGUUUGCGAACCACCAAUGAUCACUCGUCACACCUCCAAGAUGUUUGUGAUGGAGGGUCAGGAGGUCAGCCUACGCUGUAAGUCCAUCGGCGAUCCUGAGCCUUCAACACACUGGGUCACUCCUGAUGGAAAGCUUAUAGGCAACACGUCCAGAACCAUCUGCUAUGAGAAUGGCUCGCUGGACAUCCUCAAAGCCUCAGUGAAGGAUUCUGGAAAGUUCACAUGCAUAGCAUCCAAUGCAGCAGGGGAAGCCACUGCUCCUGUUGAGUUAGUGGUCAACCCCUCACCACACUUUGACCCUAAAUUGGACCCUGACCCGGGGCCUUCAGACAUCCCCACAUCUAUCAAGUCCAACGCAAGCGGGGGUCAGGCGCGUUCCGACCUGCAGAGGGUCAGUGUGUCUGAUCUUACGUCCAGUUCUGCCACCAUCAGAUGGCCACCGCAGAACCACAUACCCGGAGUCCGCAUGUACCAGAUCCAGUACAAUAGCUCUACAGACGAUAUCCUGAUAUAUAGGAUGAUCCCGGCCAACCACAAGUACUUCCUGCUGAGUGACCUGGCGUCAUCGCGAGACUAUGAGCUAUGUGUUUUGGCCGUCUACGAUGAUGGCAUCACCGCCCUGACAGGAACAAAGCUGGUGGGCUGCGUGUCCUUCACUACGGAGACUGAGUAUGGACGCUGUCACUCAAUAAGAGACCAGUUCCUUGGCGGUACCAUGAUUAUAAUCAUUGGAGGCAUCAUCGUGGCCUCUGUCCUUGUCUUCAUCUUCAUCCUCCUAAUGAAGUACAAGCUGCACAGUAACCACUACAAACAGAAAGCAACAGCACGACAUGCCAACGUCUGCUCCCAGACCAACGGUGGGGGAGCUAACACACUCACUGUUCCUCCAUUCUUCUCCUCUGCAGGGCAGGGUGGAGGUGAUGGUAAAAACUCCCAACCUUCAUCAUCAACUGAAGGGAUGGGAGGAGUAUCCAUUCGAGGGACGACUGUAGUGGACUUAAAUCCCACCCAUGACGAAGACGCCAUCUCUCAAUAACAUAUAAGAAAUUGUUAAUCAAACCUUCAACUCACCAAUCAUCAAGCCCAAACCAAUACUCCAACUCCAUCUCCCUCCCUUUUUUAAACUAUUUGUUAUUGGUGCCUGAAAUCUAUUCUACUUCACGCUGAGGAGCAGCUCCUGUCUUUGGUACCCCAGUGGACUGCAUGGUCACAUCCUUCUAAUAAGCCCCGAUAAUCAGGUAUUCGAGCCAGAGGCACACAUCCAACUUCUAAUGUCACCUUGUACCAGAAACCGAUUGGAUGUGAUGGGAAAAGCCAGAGGGUAAACUGCCUUCGUCUUGAAAUGCAAAAGUGUCUACACACUGCUGGACCUUUACGGACACACGUCAGGCUUUUGGCUAUAAAGCCUGCAUAAUGAUAGAUGCUAUGCAGUUUGAAACCUUAAAUCAGAGUGAACACGCUCUGGCCCUUCAUCUCUUAUGAAGAAGGAAUUCAAUGACCUAAAGGAUGUUACAUUCAGCCCCUGCAUUUUUCAGGUAGACUCUAUAUGGACACUAAAUGCACCUAUGAAAAUGCACUGAAAGGAUUACUGGAUUACGGAAAACCCCUUUUAUGACAUUUUUCCGGGAUCUUCAAAAAAGGUUGUGGCAACUCUCCUCUCUUUCCAAAGCAUAAAGUCAUAUGUUAAAGGAAUGCUAGAGUAUAAUGAAAGCAUUAUUAAGAUUUUCGGACAAUAUGCAGAUGUGCAAAAAACACACUUCUCUCAUCUCUUAGCAGAGAUUAUUCAUGAUGCUCCUUGGAUUGAAUACACAGGCACAGGUCUUGUAUAAUUCUCAAUAAUAACAAAUUGUCAUGAUAAAUGGUGAA
Messenger RNA from Trematomus bernacchii (emerald rockcod), 1874 nucleotides. RefSeq names its product leucine-rich repeat and fibronectin type III domain-containing protein 1-like protein. NCBI's taxonomy places the organism in Eukaryota, Metazoa, Chordata, Actinopteri, Perciformes, Nototheniidae. Gene Ontology annotation, molecular function: protein binding. The record is from RefSeq and is a predicted model, not a curated record.